ACCAUUUCAAAGUCAAUUUUCCAGGAAAAAAACAGCAACCCUUUUUGCAGAAUUGAUCAGCAAUGGCAACCAACAACCAAGAUCAACAACAAUCUCAAGCCGGCAGGCACCAAGAAGUCGGCCACAAGAGCCUCUUGCAAAGCGAUGAUCUUUACCAGUAUAUACUGGAGACCAGUGUGUAUCCGAGGGAGCCUGAACCCAUGAAAGAGCUCAGAGAGUUGACUGCCAAGCAUCCAUGGAAUCUUAUGACUACAUCGGCCGAUGAAGGCCAGUUCUUGAAUAUGCUUAUUAAGUUGAUCAAUGCCAAGAACACCAUGGAAAUCGGCGUUUACACCGGCUAUUCUCUGUUGGCCACCGCCCUUGCUCUUCCCGAUGAUGGAAAGAUAUUGGCCAUGGAUAUCAACAGAGAAAACUACGAGCUGGGUUUGCCUGUGAUUCAGAAGGCUGGCGUAGCACACAAAAUCGAUUUCAGAGAAGGCCCUGCAAUGCCGGUUCUUGAUAAAUUGGUUGAAGAUGAUGAGAAUCAUGGAUCUUAUGAUUUCAUCUUUGUGGAUGCUGAUAAAGACAACUACAUUAACUACCAUGAGAGGCUGGUAAAGCUGGUGAAAGUCGGCGGUUUGAUCGGCUACGACAACACUCUGUGGAACGGAUCGGUGGUGGCGCCGCCUGACGCUCCCCUUAGGAAGUACGUUAGGUAUUAUAGAGACUUUGUUUUGGAACUCAACAAGGCUCUUGCUGUUGAUCCAAGGAUUGAGAUUUGUAUGUUACCCGUUGGUGACGGAAUCACCCUUUGCCGCCGCGUCAAAUGAACCACUGCCUCCGCCACCACCUCCACUGCCACCACCCAAGAUUGACAAGCUUAUAUGUUCUUCCAAUUUUCUUUUUUCCCCCUUUAAAUUUCAAAAUAUGGUGUAAAUUUGAUUUGGCAUUCAUCAAAGAAACGCCCAUCUACCAUUACCAAA
This is a messenger RNA of Hibiscus syriacus, 962 nucleotides long. RefSeq names its product caffeoyl-CoA O-methyltransferase 3. NCBI's taxonomy places the organism in Eukaryota, Viridiplantae, Streptophyta, Magnoliopsida, Malvales, Malvaceae. The transcript has 5 exons. The record is from RefSeq and is a predicted model, not a curated record. Bases 63 to 809 code for a protein of 248 amino acids. Gene Ontology annotation, molecular function: S-adenosylmethionine-dependent methyltransferase activity; O-methyltransferase activity.